Molecule: messenger RNA, 228 nt
Organism: Funneliformis mosseae
Lineage: Eukaryota; Fungi; Glomeromycota; Glomeromycetes; Glomerales; Glomeraceae
Source: the annotation of a GenBank genome assembly
GCUUCGGACGAAACAUCAAAUCUUAGAUUAAAAUCAUCAUCAAAUUUUCUUGCUCAAUUUUCCGAUAAAAGUGACCUUGCAUCUUCUGUAACGAACUCUCGAAUGCGCUUGCUCAUCGAAAAUUUUGAUAGCAUCAUGAGAUUCAUUGGUUACAAGAAGGUUCUAAAUAAUCAGAAGGUAGAUCUGUCAAGCGAUAGGAAAUCAUUCGGUAAGAACGAGAAACAUUGA